AUUUUAUUUUGGUACCCUUAAUUGGUUUACAGUUAACAAGAUAUUGUCCUUGGCACCACGGCACCACCUUCGGAUCUCUGCAUACAAAAUACCACAAACGCUUUUUCUCUUGAAACCAAAUAUGCCACUGCAAAUGCGAACGCCAUGAGCCUCCACAUUCGUCACGUUCCACGCGCCACCAUGGCCUCAAGACACAUUCCCAAACGCUUCUUCCUCGCCACCCCGCUUCCGCAUCUUCGACGCUUCCGCCUCACCAGAAUGCAUUUCCACCACAAAGCGCCACCGCACCAACGCGCUUCUCUCUCGCUACCGCGAUUCUCCUCCUCUUCUUCAUCUUCUUCAUCAUCGUCGUCAUCUUCUUCUUCUUCUUCUUCUCCGUCUGGCAAGUCUCACAAGUUCGGGUUCGUGGGAUGGUAUAUGCGCAUGCUCCAAACUUAUCCUCUCGUCACCAAGAGCGUAACGUCGUCGCUUGUUUUCGCCGCUGCUGACUUCACUUCCCAGAUUAUUACAUUGCCCAGUUUUCCUGCUUCAUAUGAUUUAAUGAGGACGUCCCGAAUGGCAAUAUAUGGGUUGCUAAUAUUGGGGCCAGUACAGCAUAAGUGGUUUAAUUUUCUAUCCAAAAUUAUACCGAAGACAGAUGUGCUAUCAACCUUGAAGAAAAUUUUAUUGGGGCAAGCUAUAUUUGGUCCUAUCAUCAAUACUGUUUUCUUCUCUUAUAAUGGUGUUCUUCAAGGUGAAGGUGUGCCUGAAGUCAUUGCCAGAUUGAAGAGAGAUCUACUUCCUACACUAUUAGGCGGUGCUAUGUUUUGGCCUGUAUGUGAUUUUGUUACCUUCAGAUUCGUUCCAGUCCAGUUACAGCCACUGCUGAAUAGUGCCUGCGCCUAUGCAUGGACCAUAUAUUUAACAUACAUGGCAAACCAACCGAGUGUGAGCAAUACCUAGUGCGGCACAUUCAAACAAUUUUCCUUUGCUUAGCAAAUUUGUUUGUUGGCAGAGAUA
Messenger RNA from Glycine soja, 999 nucleotides. Its product is annotated as PXMP2/4 family protein 4-like. Gene Ontology annotation, cellular component: membrane; cytoplasm. The coding region runs from base 145 to 942 and encodes 265 amino acids. The transcript is spliced from 4 exons. The record is from RefSeq and is a predicted model, not a curated record. Lineage: Eukaryota; Viridiplantae; Streptophyta; Magnoliopsida; Fabales; Fabaceae.